This is a messenger RNA of Spirodela intermedia, 7609 nucleotides long. Lineage: Eukaryota; Viridiplantae; Streptophyta; Magnoliopsida; Alismatales; Araceae. The record is from the annotation of a GenBank genome assembly.
AUGGCACUGAGCUUGGUUCCCUCCCGCCUCUGCUUGCCGUUUCCUCACUCCCCGCAGAUUCUCAGAGUCGCUUCGUUCUCCUCGAAAGGUGGAGGCGCCUUCUUGUUCCUCGUGAGCAGAUGGCCGGCGAUGUCGUCUUCGGGGCCUAGAUGUUUGCUGGUUUCCAGAGCUUCAUCCGGUGGAGAUGGCGCGGGAGACGAGAGCUUGGGUCCCGGCUCGCUGGAGGACGGGCUAUUGAGGCGGGUUUUGGGUGCCAAGGAUGCCGAUCAGGUGCUGGAUGUGAUCGCCGAGUACCGUGGCGAGGGGCUCGGCGUCGUGGGGGCUGAUCAAUGCUGUUCGAUCAUCGAGGCGGCACUCGACCGCAACAACACAGAGCUGGCUCUGUCUGUGUUUUCUGCCAUGCGUUCAAGCUCUGCUCCAGGUACGAUGGAGUGCUUUGCUUCAUUUUCCUAUAUUCCAUGCCCGGACAAUUUGUCUUGUUUUCGUGCAAGAUGCAUGUAAACAGAGACCGAGAUGGCCUAGAGACAAGGACUGUAGGAACUUUAGUGCCGCUUUGUUGCUAAGGUGACUCCUGAGGAUUGAUGAAGCCAGCUGUUCUGGAUUAUAUGAGAAUAUUUUAAUUUUAUGAAGGUUCAAGCGUUGGUGGCGAUGGCCAAUACGUUGAGGGCUGGAAGUGGCCCAGCCCUGAUGUACGCACAUACGGGCUGCUGGUGCGGGGUCUGGCAAGAUCUCUGAAAGUCUCAGAUGCUCUUGGAGUUAUUGCGAAUGUCUCCGGGCCAGGAAUCUUUUCGGGGGAGGAGGUAUUCUAGUCAUGUUUUAUUUUACAUGUUCCCUUACCUGUGCGACUGCAAAUGCGAAUUACAUCAUCUUCAAGAUCAUUUUAUUAUACCAGUGCUUUCAUUCCGUGGCAAGUUUUUGACUCAAUUCAUUCAAGAUAGAUACUCAGCCAACAAAAAAUAAUUGAAUUUUUCUAUAAAGAGGGAUCGUGGUCAAGAAGUGGCUAUUCAAUCAGAUAAUGAACCAUUGGUUACGAGCUGUGUAUGAAAGGUCAUGGUUGCUUUAAUAAUUUUACCAAUGGACCUUACAGAUAGGUAUUUCUUGCUUCUUGGGAUUUAACUAUCAUUAUCUAUCAACUUUUUGGCUCAAUGUGGCAUCAUGCGGUGUCCAUGGUGGUAGUCAUUUUAUCAUCGAAAAAAUAAUGUAGGGAAGUGAUCAAGAGGAGGAGACAAACGGUAAAAAAGAAUUUCGGCUAAAGGGGUAGAAUUUUGUUAGGAAAGAUAUAUCUUCUCCUAGCCUGGUAAGCCCACGCCACAGUGCCAUGCAACAUGCUUGUCCAGAAGAAGAUUUUCUACAAUCAUGUAGCUGUAUGGAAAAUUGUGACAGGUUACCUUAUAACUAUCAUUUUAAUGGUAGAAAGAUCCAGACAUCUGGGAUUGAUUAGCGUUUCUUUAAGUUGAAUGUCUCUUUCAGAGUAGGUCAUGCUGAUUCCGGGUCGGGAAUAUAUAUAUAUAUAUAUAUUAUUUUCUCACAAAUUAAGCGUUUCUUUAAGUUGAACGUCAGUACAAUACACUGAAUCACAUUAAGUGUUGAUGUGUGCUUGGCGCCGUUCCCAAGUUAGGCAAAUUAUUUUAUUUUAUUUUUCCAUUAUUUCCAUCCCUUUUUUUAUUUUUUUGAAUGUGAAAUUAAACAUUAGCAUCUCCUAUGGGUGUUUUCAGAUGCCUUUUGGAAAGAUUGUGAAGUGCCCAACCUGUAUGAUAGCGAUUGCUGUUGCGCAGGCUCAACAUGGGAUUCAAGUAAGUUGCCCUCUCUAUGAAUAUGAAGUAUGAACGAUAUUUCAAACAAAAGUAUCUUUCUCAUCACUCAACCACUAAGGGUUGGCUAGCUAAAUGCCUAUUGCUUAUGCUUUUGGCGCAGUUGUGAUUUUUCUUAUGUAUAUAUAGUUCUGUUCUUUUUAUAUUCAUCGAUGUAAUUAUUAAAAUUCACUUUUAAUAAUAUAUAGACAACUGCGCAACUAUGGAGAAAUUGCCAACUGGUUUUAUGGCUAUUUAAGCAGAGGUUCUACUUUUUGGGGUAGCUUGUUCUGGUGAUUAAAUCGCCUUGCAGCGGAUUAUUAACAAGUGGGCAAAGAGUAAUAUUAGAAAACUUUUGGAAACUCUCUGGAAUCUUGGCAACCGAAAAUUGAAGAAAAAUAACGUGGUAUCAUGAGUGGAAGAGAAGGAUAUGGUCGCUUAGUAGAAGGAAACUCUCUGCGCGAAUAUUCUCAUCUUUAAUCUGCUGAAAAUGUUGGCUUCAUGUAUUGGAACAAUUCUGUGAUUUUCUCACAAAUUGAAUCUGCCUCUAUUCAGAGAAGUUUUAGGAUAUGAAUGGGUUGGAAAGUUCUAAAUUCCGAUAAAAAGGAGGGGAAUGAAAUAUUUUUUAGAAAAGGGAGGAUAUUCUCAUGCUUCAGGGAAAAAAGUAUAGUUUUUGUCAUUCUAUGUGCAUUCUUAUCCGGGAGGGCACCAAGCUUCCAGGGUCCAGCCCGAAAGCAUGCUGUUUUCGCUUCUCCUCUUUCAUUACCCACAUGGUAGGUACAUCCCCUCCUCCUCUCUCUCUCUCUCUCUCUCUCUCUCUCUUCCCCACUGCCCCCCUCGCCCUCUCCUGGCACAUGCUUCUGGCAGUACAGAAUGUUAAACAACUUUCAUUGUAGUAUAUAUGUAUAUACAUACCAAUACAAUGAAAGAGUUACACUAUGCAGAUUUUCUGGUUCUCCCAAUUCAUGACACUGGUGUUGGCUUGGUCUGUCCCCAAUGUGUUUUUAUGGUUGGCGGCUAAUGUAGAGCGCUUUUGGUGUCUUUCAGGUUGCUUCCUGCUCCAAAUGCCGCUACCAAUAUGAGCUUGUUUCUGGAAACAUAGUCAGUAUUGCGUCUGAAGAGCUCAGGUUUGUAAGAACUACUACUUGAUCUCUUGAUAAGUUUAAAGACUAUUCUCAGAAGGGUUUGCCUGUUAAAUAUUUUGAAGCGAUAUAAAUGCAUUCUUUCAGUGUAAUGAUUGGUAGUUAUCUUAAAUAGCAUCAUGGUGAAACCAUUGUUUAAAAACAGGGUGUUCUUAUCCGGACAUUUAAUUUUAACGUAUUUUAACUUAUUUUAACAUAGGUGGUGAACUGAGUUGCUUCAGAUAAAUAUAUAAAAUUCCUUUAGCUUAUACUUCGUCAGGAAUUUGUUCUUCAGUGUUCUCAGGUAACUCAAGUUGUACUGGAAAUUCCAUUAUGAUCUUAGGUGAGAACCUUGUUCCAGGUAAGAAUAUAAUUUCUUUUGAGAAGAAUAGGAAACAGGGGUUAGGGAAAGAGGGGACGGAGUCGUAGAGACCGAAUCGGUUCUACCACAACAGGCGGAGGAUCUCCGGAGACUUUGGGACCAAAUGCUUCUUCCUACGCCUAUACAACAGAGUUCCCCUUAUUAAUAACCCUCAACCUUCCCCUUCGCACGUGGAUGCUUACUAACAUCCGUGUGCAUUGGUUGGGCCAGAAGGAGCUGGAAGCAUCUUUUGUCUUGAGUAUGUCUUGAUGGGAGGCUUAUCCUCUUUUGGUUAUCAUCUCGAAUAGUGAAGGAAUUUAUUAAAACGGUGAAAACUUGGGUUAGCAAUACAAGAGGUGGAAAAUACCAAUUUAAUGCUGUAAAACAUUAGUCAAGAUGUGAAGGAACUUACUGAAAGCUGAAACUCGGAAGGAUAUUACUUAUUCUGAUCUUUUCGUCUUCCCAGAAGAGGUAAUUUGAGCUAGCUCAACACUCAGUCUCGCUUAUGUGCCUCCUUUUUUAAACUUGAUGAAUUGUAGAGGCAUAAAUCGGAUUGUUCUCUUUGGCAGAAGUGCCAUGUAUGCAUCUUUCACUAAAACAUGUGCUAUGUGAUGAUGCAUGCUUUUUUCACCUCUGCGAUUUUAAGACAGAAAUGGAUUCAGUUGAUUGGUCACCUGUAUUAAUAAUUUUAUAGGGUGUUGAUUGUCUGGUAUUCACUUUUCUAAGGAUGUGCUCCUGCCGAACGCAGCAUCAAAUUUUCUCCUUGGCAAAAGGGGUUGAGGGUUCUGCGGUUAAUUAAUGAAGAUGUUCCUGCUGCCAUCCAUUCCAUUGUGGUAAUCCUUUUGUUCGACUACUUGUGUUUAUCAUAUCAUAGAUCACAUAACUAGUAUAUGAGAGACGGGUUCCAGUUUUUCUGUGCUUUAUCUUGAGCAUGAAUAUCAGAUGGGUGCAAAUGUUGAAUAUACCCAUUUUAACUAAAAUAUUCUAAACUGAUGCCAGUAUUUCCUCGGCCAGAAGUCUGUUUUCCAAUAUUUCUCUGACAUAUCUCCGUUUCAUACAACAUCUUCUGACUUUCCUCAUUGAGGUAGACGGUGUGAAGGGUUAGGUUCCAUGCCUCCCCUCCAAAACAAGGAAGAAAAGUUGAAGCUUAUCUUAUGAAAAAUUGUAGGAUAAUGAUUGGGCCGUUUACUUUAUAUCACUCUCAAGAUCAAAAUAUUUGCCACUUAACAUAGGUUAUCUAAUGCUCCUGAAUGGGUAGAGACUCUGGGGACACGACUGCCACUGGAAAUUCUUAGAGAAAAAUGGACAGUAAAAACUCUGCAUAUUGUGGGAUAACAACUGUUUUUUGUUUGUGAAGAGAUGGUCUGAAGAAAGAAGUAUUGUUAGAUUUUAUCUCAAUGUGGGCACACAUAUGUAUGAAUUGUAUAUCAUGGGGCUAUCAUCCUACUAAAGUGAUUCAUUAAGAUUUAAUAAGGGAUUACAACAUCUCUUGUAAGUAUGGGGUUAAAAAUGUGUAGAGAUCAAGUUAUUUCUAAUUUUAUGAUGGGCAGAAUUAGAAAUUGACACCUCGAGGCUAUAAAUAGUCAUCGGAACCUUAUGUCUUUCCUCCUAAAAGUUAAAGGAUCAUGUGUAGUGGAGCUCUCUUGCUGCCAUGUUUUAAUGUUGAUGACCUGACUCUUGUGUUUGUGUCUAUGGAUUGUGGCCCUGGUUCAGUUGACCACAGCUGGGCCAAACUCCUAUGAACUGAAUCACAGCUGAAUUUUUUCAGCUGAUUUUUUUUUUUUAAAAAAAAACCAGGUUCACUUGUUUAUGCCUCUAAGAGAGCUUAAGCUCAAUCUAAAAAACCUUUAGGUAGUAAUUGACCUAGUGAAGUUCAUAUCAUGUGAACUCAGUCCAAAAUUGGAGAAAGCCGCCCACACCAGACCAUUUAUCAUCAAACUACCUCCAUUAAUAGCAAAAUAAGAUUAUCCUUAUCAUAUCCUAAUCUGGUGUUAAACUGAAUAAUCCUUGGAACCGACUUUAUAAAGUUUGUUUAAUGUCCUGAUGGCGAUUUAUUAUUAUUACUAUUAUUCCAUUUGUAUGUUUUGAAGUGAAUUUCUCAGAAGGGAGAGGAGAACAUUGUUCUGAGACUAUUCUUUCCCUUUUCGAUCUUAUCAUAACCACUUUAGAGAACUCAUUUGAAACUGUUCCAUAGGUUAGGAUACCUGGAGGGAGAGCUCGAACACACAGGUUUGCUACCAAAACAGUUGAGCUCCCUGCUCAAGAAGGAGAACGAGUGACUAUUACUCUAGCAUCAGCGGCCAACUUCUUUCGAGGCCCUCUCAGAUUUAAUCCCCGGCCGCCUCAGUUUAGCCCUGGUGAACCCAUGUGCUUGACAAACCACAAAAAUGGCCGGGAGUCACUUCUGCUGAGGGCACCUACCAAAGAUGGAAAUUCCUUUAUGCUCAGUCCGUCCUUUCUCUUUCCUGCUUUUGCUCUGUUGGCCUCUGGCGAUGCUGCCUCUGCCUUCAUUGAUCCCACCCUACCAAGGCUCAUAACCGUUGCUGCUUUUGCAUCUGUGGCGGUGGGGGCCACCCUAAAUCGAGCAAUUCUUCCACAGCUAAAUCAGGUAACCAGGAGCUUUCUCUGAUUUUACAGGGAUUAGGUUAUAGCUGAUAACUAUACUUACUUUUUUUGUGCAUAAACGACCCUUUUCCUUGUCUUCCAUUAGACUAAAGUUUAUAUAUCUAUUAUCUGGUGCGGACAAGCUAUAGUUUUCUCAAAAUAUAACACCUAGAAUGGAUCUUGGCCCUUAAGCACUAGCUUGCUGCAGAGAAUGCUUUGUUAACACAGUGGUAUGAAUUUGGUUGGCUAUUAACUGUGUAACCCUAAUUGAUCAAGUAAAUCUCUCAGAAAAACAAAAAAAGAAGAAAAGGUGUAAAAUGAAAUAGAUGUCAUAUUUUGGAAGGUGUGUAAUCCCCACAACCUGAAAAUUGGUCACAUAGAUGAAAUAUGCAGCAUGGCCUCUGCUUACAACCCUGGGGAAGAAUGUCGAUCUCAUUUGAUUAUUUUCAGUUUAUCACCUUCUAAUUUCUACUUAUGGCACAUAAAUCAUACAUGUUCUAUGGUUCUUGAUGAUUACAGCUACCCAAAAGGAUGGUGGAUACAAUUGCGUUGAAGCAGCAGCUUUUAUCUCAGUAUGACUUGGUGCAGAACCGCAUCAAGGGCCUUAUUCAGGGUGCAGAAGAAGAGGUGUCUUGCCUUCUGUUAAACUAGUUCUCCUAACCGGUGGUAAUUUAAAAGGGCUACUACAUUAGUGGAUCUGAUACUGGGUCGACUUAAUCUGUAUUCAAAGGUUUGGAUGCUGGCUCGCAUGUGCCAAUUGGAGAACAAGAUUUUAGCAGUUGGGGAGCCUUCUUAUCGGUUAGUAAUGCUUCCAUUGAAUUUGUCACAAACACAAUUUCAUGCGAAAUAGUCGUUGGUAUACAUAAUAUGAUGGGUCUAUGGCUGGAAAUCUGCAUGGUAAGAGGCUGCUUCCUGGUGCAGUGCCCGAAGAGUCAGGGUCAAGAGUGUUCGUGAAGGCUUGGAAGAUUCCCUAAUGAGAAGGAUCCAAUUAAUUGAAAGCUAUGCGAAGGUAUGCCAAUGAGGAAGAUCAAUGAUGUUGUUGCCACUUUCCCUUGUUUUUUUUUUUUUUUGAAGUUGACGGGGAAACAUAAUUAUUCAAAAUAAAAAUAAAGAUGACAUGUAUGAUUGUGUGUGAACUGUGAGAACUUUGGAACAAUACACGACCAUUGUGUCCUACACCAACAUGUUGUAUGACAGAGUUGAAUGACCACAAGCCAACAAUGAUAGAACCGCCUGCAUCCUCAUUCUAGGAAUCGUAUAGAACUGAAAAAUUAUCUGUAUAAAUCUCAUUUAUUGAAAUUAGUGCUGUUCUUUCCUAGAUAUCUUCAAUGAUUGAAAUAGAAGUGGAAAUGGAUUCUGAUCUUCUUGCUGCAGAAGCAACAAGUAAUGCUGUGAGUCCCAGAGCUUAUUCAUUAAAUCUGAUCACAUAUGCUGCAACAAUUCCAUGCAGCUUCCUUUUCCUUCCUCAUAUGCUGUCUGCGAACUAUGUGCAGGAAAGUAUCACUGAACAGAUAAAUCAAGCUAUGGAAAUUGAGAACCUCGAAGAGGCAUGGGUUUCCUUAAUUACAAUAUACUUCCGCUUCAGGAUUAUAUUUUCUGCCAAAAUGACGAUGCUGGUUUUUAUUUUCCUAUGUCGGAAUGAAUCUAUGCAGGAAUGGCGGAUCCAAGCUGAGGCAAACGAUGAGGUCGAAAGGCUUCUUAGAUCUCAGCCUAUAUCAACAGAACAUGUGUAG